This is a messenger RNA of Acanthoscelides obtectus, 651 nucleotides long. NCBI's taxonomy places the organism in Eukaryota, Metazoa, Arthropoda, Insecta, Coleoptera, Chrysomelidae. The record is from the annotation of a GenBank genome assembly.
AUGAAAGUGGCUGUUAAAAUAACUAAUAUUGUUAGAGUGGGCAAUCGUGCUUUGACUCACAGAAACUUGCGUGAUUUUUUGGCCGAAGUGGAUGCUACAUAUGGCGACUUGUUACUUCACACCGAUGUUCGUUGGUUAAGCGCCGGAAAGUGUUUGCAACGAUUUUUCGCUCUACGCAAGGAAAUUCCUAUUUUCCUUAAAAAUGAAGUGACGCCCGACACUACGGAACUGGAAAAUCAAAUGGCAGAUGCACAAUUUUUAGCAGACCUUGCAUUUUUAACAGACAUGACAUCUCACCUUAACGAAUUGAAUUUGAAGCUACAAGGAAAACAGCAGAAUAUUGCCAACUUAUUUGGACACAUAAAUGGAAAUAGUCACGAUAGUGAUAGCGAUAGUAAAUAUGACGAUGAUAAAUGCAAUAACAAAAACAAGUGUAACAACAAGAGUGAUGAUGAUGAUGAUGAUGAUGACAAUGAUGAUAAAAGCACCAACAAAAUGGUUGACAGCAACAGUAGCAGCAAAAGCGACGACAACAGCGAUGAUACUGAUAGCAAUAGGAGAGGCUGUAGUGAAGGUGACAAUAAUCAUCAUCAAGUGUCCUCACAAAGACCAACCGGUCUGGUGCAUCAAUGGGAAGACAUCUGCAAAUAG